CUAUGACUUUUCUAGUAUUCAUCCUGGUUUAAAUGCCAAGGGCUCGUGUUACUGAUGCGAGUGCUGGGUGUGAACGUGUCAAACAUAUGUUUGGUGAACUUUAGCCAUGGGUUGUAAGGUUAAAUUAGUUGUGUGUCUUCCCUCUUGUUCUUUUUUUUUAUAACGGUGCAAUGAGUUUAUUUCCAUUCUAAUAAUAUUUUGGUGUUUACGAUUACAGCACAGAAAAAAUGGACGGAAAAAAUCGACAUGAAUCUUGACGACUGGAUAGGCCUAUUCGUAUUAGUAUAUCAUACAGUGCUUAAACUUUAAAUUUUAGCCCACUCUUGCCUCUUACCUUGAAGUUGAAGCUAUCACUAUCACCGUACCAUUUGUACAGUGUAUUUAGAACGAACAGAAAUGAAAUCUCAAAACAAGCAGCUAAGUCACCAGGUUGGCACAACAGCUGUGAAAGCAUAUCUUCAACGAAAAGAACAGGAAGAAAAACAGAAGUUGCUAGAAGCUCUUAAGAAAAAGGAACAUCUGUUGUCUCUACGAGCUCAGAAUUCAAAAAGUAGCAAAAAAGCAAAAAUAAUGGCAUCAAGAACAAAAGACAAUGAUUUUAGUGGAAUAAGGAUGUCUGAAGAUGAUCUUGAUGCUAAAUUGAAAAGAGAAAAAGAAUUCCAGAGAGAAAUGUCAAAUACUAUAAUUGAAAGAACAAAAAAUAGAUUUGAAGAACAUGAUAGUCAAGCUCUGAGGAAACGAAAGAGAAAGACUCGUGAUAUGAAUAAUAAUGAUGAAAUGUUUUCAUUUCCUUUAAAUCAAUUGCUUUUAAAGAAACCUCGCUUGACAGAAGAACAGCCUAAGAUAGACAUGUCAGGACGAGAUCCUUCAACAAACAAACUGCAAAAUAAUGGAGCAUUGCCAAAAAAUAAAUCAAGGCAUAAGCAACAUCCAACUCAAAUGGGAAACUUCAAGGAUAUUUUGAAAAUAACUUCUCAGAAACAUCAUGAAUCUGUUCCAGUUUUACUCUCUGUAAAGGAAAGUGAAGAUCAAAGACUGAUGGCUGAAAGGGGAAUAUACAUAGAUGAAGAAAUAAGGAAAAAGAAAACUAGUGUACCAUGUAAUUCUUCCAAAGAAAUGAAAAGACACGACGGCAUGAUUUCUAAGCAGUCAAGUAAGAAAGUGCUUUGUGAAGGAGGUGAAAAUAAUCCUAUUGAAUCAAGUUUGCUAACCAACUUUCAAAAUCAACAUAAAGGUUUUAGAUUACUUGCAAAUGGCAAACAUCAUUUGUCUGGAGCUUCUAGAUCAAGUGCCAUAUCACAAAGUAUGGGUGAUUGGAAAAAUCAGAAUACUGACAAAAUAUCACAUAAAGAGAAAGUAUUAAAUCCAAAUAAACCAAAGUCUGCACACAUUGACAAUAGCAAUGUGUUUUCUUCUAAGCAUCUUGCAAAAGAAAAUCGAUAUGUCAGUCAGAAAGAAGAAGAAAUGGAUGAUAAUUCACAUCCUCAUAUUGAUAAAAGGGACUCUUUAAAUUUCCGAAACUUGCAAAGGGCUGAUUUACACCUUGAUACAAGAUCAAAUGACUUGCAGUCAAACCACAAGAAGAAAAGUUUUAGGUGUGAAAGGAAACUUGAUACAGAUAUUUGGACACGUGCUGAAUUAAACAAGUUUCAAAACAGUUCAGCUUGCAAUGAAAUUGUAAAUAAACAGAAUGAAAUGUAUAAGUCUUGUAAAUACAUGGACAGAGUUUAUGCUGAAGACUGUUCACUCUCCAAACCCAGCUUAAACUACAGAUUUCCUGAAAACCAGCUGAUUAAUAAGAAACUCAUUAAAAAUCCUAGCCUUAACUGCAAAGUACCUCAUUCAGAAAACCAGCUGAAUAACAGGAAAUCCAUUGAAAAACCUAGCUUUAACUACAAGUUACCUCAUUCAGAAAAUCAGCGUAAUAAUACCAAAUUAAUUGAACAACCGAGCUCUCACUUAAUGUUAUCUCAUUCCAAAAGUAAUGGGAAGCCUAAUCCUAACUUUAGAAUACCUCGACGAGAAAAUUUGGCUACUAGUAUUAAAAAAAAUGAGAACCUUGACUCUAACAACAGAGUACCUUACUCAGAGGAACAACCUACUAAUACCAAUAUUAAUGGGAAACUUAGCUCUAACAGUAGAGCACCUGAUUUGGAGAGACAACCUCCUAAAACCAACACUAAUGGGAAACUUAGUUCUAAUAACAAAGCAUCUGAUUUGGAGAGACAACCUCCUAAAACCAACAGUAAUGGAAAACUUAGUUCUAAUAACAAAGCAUCUGAUUUAGAGAGACAACCUUCUAAUACCAACAGUAAUGGAAAACUUAGCUUUAACAAUAGAGCAUCUGAUUUGGAGAGACGACCUAAUACCGAUACUAGUAGGAAAGUUAGCUCUGAUAAACUAGCAACUAGAUUGGAGAAACAACCUCCUAACACCAACACUAAUAGGAAACUUAGCUCUAACAAUAGAGCACUUGACUUGGAGAAACAACCUCCUAAUACCAACAAUAAUGGGAAAUUAACCUCCAACACUAUAGCAUCUGAUUUGGAGAGACGACUUCCUAAUACCAACAUUAAUGGGAAACUUAGUUCUAACUAUAGAACAUCUGAUUUGGAGAGACGACCUCCUAAUACCAACAGUAAUGGGAAACGUAGCUCUAACAAUAGAGCACUUGACUUGGAGAAACAACCUCCUAAUACCAACAAUAAUGGGAAACUUAGCUCUAACUAUAGAGCAUCUGAUUUGGGGAGACGACCUCCUAAUACCAACAGUAAUGGGAAACUUAGCUCUAACACCAGAGUAUUUGAUUUGGGGAGACGACCUCCUAAUACCAACAGUAGUGAGAAACUUAGCUUUAAUAAUAGAGAAUCUGAUUUGGAGAGACAACCUAAUAUCAACACUAGUAGGAAAAUUAGCUCUAACAUUCUAGCAGGUCGAUUGGAGAAACAACCUCCUAACACUAACACUAAUAGGAAACUUAGCUCUAACAAUAUUGCAUCUGACUUGGAGAGACGACCUAAUACCAACACUAGUAGGAACACUAACUCUAACAAACUAGCACUUAGAUUGGAGAAACAACCUCCUAACACCAACAUUAAUGGGAAAAUUAGCUCUAACAAUAUUGCAUCUAAUUUGGAGAGAGAAACAAAUACCAGCACUAGUAGUAAACUUAGCUAUAACAAAAUAGUUCCUAAAUUGGAGAAACAACCACCUAAUAUCAACAGAAAUGGGAAAAUUAGUUCUAAUAAUAGAGCACCUGAUUUGGAAAGAAGACCUAAUAUGAAACUUAGCACUAAUAAAAUAGUACCUAGAGUGGAGAAAGAAUUUCUUAAUCGGAAACUUAGUUCUAACAAAAUGGAACCUGAUUUGGAGAGACAUCCUACUAAUACUAACAGUGGUGGGAAAUUUAGCUCUAAGAACAGAACACCCAAUUUGGAGAGACGACCUCCUAGUACCAACAGUAAUGGGAAACUUAGUUCUAACAAUAGAGCACCUGACUUGGAGAAACAACCUCUUAAUAACAACAUUAAUAAAAGACGUAUUUCUAACAACAGGGUAUCUUGUUUGGUGAAACAAUCUACUAGUUCCAGAUCUAAUGAAAAACCUAGUUCUGAUUAUAAGAAAUCUGGAAAACAAUCAACUAACACCAAAUUGAAUGAGAAACUCGGGUUAAAUGGCAGCACACAUAUGAAGAAAGACCUUAUUAAUAGCAUAUUCAAUAAAGAAUCUAACACCAGUCACAGAAAAUCCUAUUUGGAAGAGCUGCCUACUAAUACCAAAUACAAUGGUAAGCCCAGCUCUAACUAUAUAGUACCUUAUUUGGAAAGAGAGAAUACUAAUACCAAAUUCAAUGAGAAACAUAGAUCAAACCACAAGGUAAAAUGUAUCGAAAAAAUCAUGACUAGUAACAAAUCCAAUGAGAAACCUAUUGCUAAUUGUAUAAAACCUUUCAUGGAUAAGCGUUCUUCUAGUAUAAAAUCAAAUGAAAAACAUAACUACAAAGUAACUAAUUUGGAGAAACUGUCUACUGACGCCACAUUAAAUGAGAAGCCACAGUCUAAACACAGGUCAUCUUACAUGGAAAAGCAAUUUGCUCAAACGAGAUCCAAUGAAAAACCUAGAUCUGACUCCUUGCAACCUUGCUCGGAAAUUCAGAAACCAAGUACGAAAUCCAGUUGUAAGCUUAGCUCUAGCAGCCAGCCAACUAAUAAGACAUCAGGGAGUAAACCUUGUCACAACUAUAGAGAUUCUCAUUCACACGAGGAGCUUGCUAAGAUGAAACCCAAGAGCAAUCCUAAUGAUACCCACAGGGUACUUUCAGCUCGUACUGAAAAUCAGCCUGUUAAUACAAAACUUAAUCUACAACCUAAUCAUAAAGGUGGUCUACCAGGCCCUGAAAAACAGUAUUUCAAUGUCAGAUCUAGUGGGAAGCUAUUAUCUAACAACAGAGUACACCAUUUUACAUCUCAAAAAGUGGCUGGUUAUCAUCAGGUUCAGAAAAAAGCUCCGGUCAAGCGAAGAAUAGAGAGUGAUGAUGAAGAUGAUGACAUGUCUGAUUUUAUUGAUGAUACUCCAAUAGAUGAUGAAGAAGAUUAUUCUAGCAUCAUCAGAGAAAUUUUUGGAUAUGACAGGCGAAAAUAUAUGGAUGAUGAUUAUGAUGAUUCUAAUAUGGAAGCAAGUUAUGCAGAGGUUAUGAAAGAAGAAAAGAGAAGGUUUGUUAUCUAUCUAUUUGACAAAA
Limulus polyphemus (Atlantic horseshoe crab) is the source of this 4738-nucleotide messenger RNA. RefSeq lists its product as uncharacterized. The transcript has 5 exons. The record is from RefSeq and is a predicted model, not a curated record. NCBI's taxonomy places the organism in Eukaryota, Metazoa, Arthropoda, Merostomata, Xiphosura, Limulidae. The annotation marks the transcript as partial.